Drosophila nasuta is the source of this 460-nucleotide messenger RNA. RefSeq lists its product as uncharacterized. Lineage: Eukaryota; Metazoa; Arthropoda; Insecta; Diptera; Drosophilidae. The record is from RefSeq and is a predicted model, not a curated record. The coding region runs from base 54 to 407 and encodes 117 amino acids. The transcript has 2 exons.
UCAUAGCAUUGGGAUGCUGAUCUACACAGUAGUUUACUGAACGUAGCCACAACAUGUUGACUGCAUCGCUUUUUGUGCUCUUUUUCGUUGUCUGCCCAUUGCAGACAAACGCGCAGAAUGUCACUGUUUCUCUUGCGAACUCCCAAGCGGUAUCAAACACUGUGAAAGAGAUGUUGGAUGAGAAGUUGCCUCCAAAUGCCGAAGCUCGUGACAGCGGCAAUAUGCUAUUGGACUCAGUAAAGAAGGCGCUAAGUAUCUGCGAUGAAGCACUGAUUAAAGAUCAGCAGAUUGUCAAGCACACCAACUGUGUGGCUGAAACCAAGGUCUGGGCGUUGAUCUCAGUGGGUGAAUUGGCUGGUCAAUCGUGGGCCAAAUCUGGUGCAUCUCGUCCUGGAUUGUUCUGUUGAAAAUGUUGUCAAUUGUGCGCUGCUUUAAAUAAAGUGCUUCAAUUCAGUGUCUA